This is a messenger RNA of Penaeus indicus, 1311 nucleotides long. Its product is annotated as endothelial lipase-like. Lineage: Eukaryota; Metazoa; Arthropoda; Malacostraca; Decapoda; Penaeidae. The record is from RefSeq and is a predicted model, not a curated record. Bases 212 to 1174 code for a protein of 320 amino acids. Gene Ontology annotation, biological process: lipid catabolic process. Gene Ontology annotation, molecular function: lipase activity. The transcript has 7 exons.
GUUCUCUCGCCGACGAAGCAGAGAGCUUUCAUCAUUCUGUGGUGUUGGGUAGAAACUGCCAAGAUGCUCAUUCGAACAAAAAAGUAAUUAUAAAUACUCAAGUGACGCAACUGAUACAAAUCGGACUUCAAAAAAGAAGAAGAAGAAAAAAGUAACUCCUGCCCAAAAAUAUAAUAAUAAUAAUAAUAAUAAUAAUAAUAAUUUAGAGAAAAUGGCCAAAGAAUACAAAGUGAAUCCCUCCUGUGCUUUGGCAAUGUUGGCGCUGGGAUAUGCCGUCAUACUCGGGCCUCUGCUUCUCUACUACAUUCCCACGGGUCGCAAUGGCGUUUUCUACUACUUUUACAACAGCACGGACGGCGAGAGAAUCCCCUUCCUCCCCACCGCCGAGGGUCUGUCCGAAGUGCCCAUUUCGUCGAGCUCUGACGUCACUCUCAUCAUCCACGGCUUCAGCGAGUCUUCACACCGCCCUUGGAUUCACAGGCUUACUAAAGCCCUGAUAGCGAGAGGCGAAGGGAACCACGUAGUCCUCGUGGUGGACUACUGGGACCUUCACAGCCUCAACUACCUCGUCAUGAGACACAACGCGAGGAUCGUGGCGGACCUCAUCGCCGGCCUCAUCGACGACCUCGUGCGGGAGAACGAGAUGGACCUAGCACGCACACACGUCGUGGGCUUCAGCAUGGGCGGGCGUAUCAGUGGCAUGGUGGGCCAGCGCUUGAAAACAGGCACUUUAGGCAGAAUCACAGCGUUAGACCCUUCCUUCCCCUUCCUACACCCCGUGGACAACGCAGAGCAGCUGGACUCCUCAGACGCGGACUUAGUGGUCAUCCUAAGGACGUCGGUGGUGUCCUACUUCAACCCAAAAGGACACGUGGAUUUCUCCCCCAACGGAGGCAUCGUCCAACCAGGCUGCGACAUCUGGUUCUAUCCGAGUCCAGUGCAACAGGGAUGCAGCCACUUCCGCGCCGUGACGUUAGCUCUCGAGGCAGCGCAGAUGGGAGGCCAAGGCGUGUUUCCUUCGUGCAGCUGCCAAGACUGGGAGAGCUUUGUCAAUACUUCUUGCCCCUGCAGUGACACUAGCAAUUUCUACCUCACACAGUAUGCUGGGCCGAGCGGUCACUUCUUCCUGCACACGAGCUCCGACCCGCCUUACACACUCCCUCUUCGGCCGUAGCGAAGUUGCCCGUCACCAAGACUCUCUGCCUCCGUCUUUUACACAGGCUGCGUUUCAGUGUCUUCGAAUUGCAAAAGCUUCCGAAAGCGCUUCCUCACUACCUCACUGUAUCUUGGUUAGCUGUGGGUGUAUUAAAA